GCAAGACUAUUCCCCCUCUUUGAAAUUUCAAAGUUUAAGGGCUUUUUAUUGGUUUACACUUUUCACUCUCUUUUUGAUUUAACAAUAAAAAAGUAAAAAAAAAAAGUGCCCCAUUUCUUUACUCAAAAAAAAAAAAAAAUCUCUUUUUCGUUAACCCUAGCAAAACAUGCAGCCGCCACUGUAACUCAACGACCCCGCCGCUUCAUCCUCCGCACCGCCGCGACGGCAUCGUCUCUAUCCCCAAUCAACCACCUAGGUAUGUGCAUAACCACCUGAAUGAUCACUUUAUAUAGUCACAUAUCGCCACUCCAUGCAAGCGCACCAACAAUGCACCCUUCCCGUAGAUUCGUUCUCCGUUUCUUCCCUAUCCUAAACCAAUUCCGUUCAUUCUCUUCUUCACCGCAAGAACUUGAACAUGCUCUUACUGCAUUAGUAGAAUCCAAAAACUAUGUCAAAAUCCCCGAUUUCAUUACCAAUGAAUUCUCACAAUCCCAAUCCCAAAUUUCAAACCCUUUCAAAUUUUUAUCUUCUUUUCCGCAUAAUUUACAAAUUCAAAUGGUUGAUGAAAUGUUGCAGUCUUUUAUACCUAUCAGACCACGCUAUAAGCCCAAGCUAGCUUACUCUUAUCUUCUGUCUUACAUUCUCCAAACUCCUCAGCCAUUCCCUCUUGCACUUGCUGUUUUACAACGGACUUUACGUUCUGGUUGCUUACCAGUUCCUCAGACUCAUGUACUUCUCUCGUCUGCUUGGCUCAACCGGCGGCAAUGUGGGUCGGAAUCUUCUGUAGCUGGUAUUUUACUUGAGAUGCAAGCAAUUGGGUAUUAUCCUGACUGUGGUACUUGUGGUUAUAUAGUUUCGUGUCUUUGUGCUGUUGAUGAAUUAGCGGAGGCGGUUAAUGUUGUGAAGGGUAUGAGUGGAGCAGGGUGUAUUCCUGAUUUGAAUUGUUUUGGGGUUGUGAUUAGUGCAAUGUGUAGAGUUAAAAGGACUGUUGAUGGAUAUGAUUUAAUGAAGGAAAUGGUGGUGAAGUAUGGGUUGACGCCGGAUCAUGGAACGGUGGUGAAAUUGUUGGCUGCUUUACGGAGGAACAAAGAGAUAUGGAGAGCGGUUGAGGUGAUUGAGUUUCUGGAGAAGGAAGGGAAUGAUGUUGGGUUUGAGAGUUAUGAGAUGGUGAUUGAAGGUUGUUUGGAGAGACGUGAGUAUGUUUUGGCAGGGAAGGUUGUGAUGGGGAUGACUGAAAGAGGUUUUAUACCAUAUAUUAAGGUGAGGCAGAAGAUAAUUGAUGGGUUGGCGAGUGUUGAUGAGUGGAAGAUGGCUUGUGCUGUGAGACAAAGAUUUGCGAAACUUAAAUCUUAGCUGUUGAAUUGUUUACAGUGAGGAGGGUUUUGGUUUUUAAGCUGAACAAGUGACUAUUGCAAAGACACGUACCGUCUGUGUUACGGUGUCAUUAUUCUUUUCUCGAUGGGAAUGCUGUGAUAGAGGAUUGCAGCUCAAGGAUCUUAGAUUUGCAAAUCAUUUGGAGGUCAAUUUUCCUAUCAUGCUGCUUAAUGCUUGACAGGGUAGGUAGCAUCCAUGGCAAUGCCACAAGUUCCAUCUUUAUCCUUAAUAUCACGCUUCAUCCUAACAUAACCCGAUUCACCCCAGUCGUUUGCCCAUGAAUUUUUGACAAUCCAAUACUUUUCACCAUUUUUUUCUCCAUACCCAACUAUAGUCAUACCAUGAUUGAGGUCCUUUCCACAACUUCCAGAGAAUACUCCUUUUGAAUAAAAUUGAAAUGCAUAGCCUCCGGCAUCGGUUGCAACGGAAACAGGCUGAUGGGCAACUGCAGCUUUUAGCAUUUUCUCGUUGUGAGCAGGGCUUGCGCUUGCAGUUAUCCAUAGGUUGCACACGACAACAAGAUUGAGGAUAACAAUGGUUAAUAUUAUGAUCAUCUUCAUCUCCAAUUCUUAAUGCAUAUAGUGAAUGAUAGCAUUAGCAUUAAUUGGUAUUUAUUAUCUUAAUGUCUUGUUUAUUUUAUUUAUUUAUGUAUGCAUUACAAUGCAUAUUAAUUUCUGUUUAAGAGACGUUUCAUUUGCAUAUUUAUGUAUUUAUUUCCAUGUGUUUGGUGCUUGAGAGUUUUUAGCAAGACAAGAAUUGUGUAUCUCAUGUUCUGUGCAUGACCAUAAUGAAGACGCACAUGUCUUGUUAAGAAUUUUCCAUAAUUUAGGCAGUUUCAGUUGGUGUGAAUAGUUAAUUCUUGUGUUGGCUUAUUGAAUGGAUUUAAAUUGAACAAAUGACUCAAUUAUAGUCCGCAGUCACCCAAGAGCACUUGGAUGAGAUGAAAAAGGAUCUCUUUCCUCUUAACCAGAGGUAUUGAGUUUGAAUUCAAUUGUUAAAUUUUUUGAGUGAGACCAGAGGUAUUGAGUUUGAAUUCAAUUCUAAGCAUGCAGCAGUGUUAAAUUUUUUUGAGUGAGACCAGAGGUAUUGAGUUUGAAUUCAAUUCUAAGCAUGCAGUAGUGUUAAAUUUUUUGAGUGAGAGUUUUGUCGUCUAUUGUGGAUCUCUCUCUGGCGCAAGAUGCACUGGUCUUCUAAUAGAGUUAAAGAAUGUUCGUUUUUCUUUAUAUUUUUCAUUUCUAUUUGAUCGCUAGUACAUUGAAUCUACAAACCCAUGUUUGUCUAAAGUUAAUGUCAUCUCAAUUUCUCAAAAAAAUAUUGAACUUCUUUUUCUUAGUCACAUUGGUAAGAUAUCCCACUCAACAUGCCUAAGAACUUAAAGAUGCCCUUAAUUAUAAUAUUAAACUCCACGAAGGUGCUCUUAAUCAUGUGCUAUGUCAAACUUUUAUCUCCUUAUAAAACUAAAUUAAUUCAAGUUAAGAUAAGAUGAUGGAAGAAGGUACUUAGAAAGACAUAUAUGCACAUUCUCAUAGAGAGAAAGAGAGCAUAUACCCUACAUGUGGGAAUGGUUUGGGGACAAAGCAAAGAAAGCAUAUAGUGCAUGGAAACAAUUCACAUGGGAGCAUAACAUGAUCUUCACUAUAACCCCUAACUUUUCCCUCUCUUUCACAGCUCAUACCCCAAAUCCCACAAGUCCUCACAAUUCUACACGUCACACCCCAUGCAUUACACAUUCUGAUUCUCGCAUCCAUGCAGUAAGUUACAUCAAUGUUUGAUUGAGAUCGGACGGUGUAAAUUAAAAAAAAACUUUAAAACCUAAACCGAACAAUCUAAACCGAACAAUCUUGUUCCAAAAACUUAAAAUCAACUUUAAAACCCAAAACCUAUAUAUAAUAUCAAUCAAACAAUCACUAAAAUUUCAAAUUACACUAAUAGAAAAAAAAAUCAUGUAUUAACCACUACACUCAUUAUAAAAAAUAUCUUAUAGAUGCACAUGGUCGUUGUUCUCC
Vicia villosa (hairy vetch) is the source of this 3380-nucleotide messenger RNA. RefSeq names its product pentatricopeptide repeat-containing protein At1g06270-like. The record is from RefSeq and is a predicted model, not a curated record. The coding region runs from base 277 to 1353 and encodes 358 amino acids. Gene Ontology annotation, molecular function: protein binding. The transcript has 3 exons. NCBI's taxonomy places the organism in Eukaryota, Viridiplantae, Streptophyta, Magnoliopsida, Fabales, Fabaceae.